GUCAAUCCGCUCUGCUGCUUGAUUGCUUCAAGCCAAUCAAGCCUUUCAAGCCAACCACUAUAACAGCUACAGCCAAUUUCCCUCUCAACCCUCGCAACCAAACGCUACCGGUACGAACUACAAACCAUGUUAGCUCCUGAAGAAGAGAACGAAGCUGAAGUCCGACGAGAGGAUCAGGAAAAUAUCAACAAGUUUGCUCGGUUGAAUGCCAAGCUUCAUGAAGUGAGAGCAGAACGAGAUUCUCUAAAGAACGAACUGGAACGAAUCGAUGAUGCCUCUACGGAAAUCAUGAUGGCGGAUGCGGGCAAGGUACUGCUGUUCAUGGGGGGCGCCUUUUUUGAAACCAGCGAGGAGGAAGCAACAACCUAUUGUGAAGAUACCGUGGAAAAACACCAAGAGAAAAUCCAAACCUUGGAGAUACAGGAAUCGGAGAUACUAGAAAAACAGGAUGCAUUGAAAAAGAUUCUCUAUGGGCGCUUUGGAAAGUCCAUUCAAUUGGAGGAAUAAAUGACAAAAACUGAACCAAAUUUAAAAUAUGGAUUGGCCUUUUUCCCAUGCAUCCCACAGUUUUGUCUCCCCAGAUGAUCUUAUACGGACUCGAGUCGAGUCAAGUCAGAAACCACAAUCUACAAUGUGGUGCUUGUUCUCAGUAGAAAUGCCUGAUCUGGAAUUGCAUUGGUAGCUUGUAUCCAAGGACACGAUAUAGUGAAACCAAUAGGUAGGCAAGUACAACAUGUCCCCGGCCU
Molecule: messenger RNA, 746 nt
Organism: Seminavis robusta
Lineage: Eukaryota; Bacillariophyta; Bacillariophyceae; Naviculales; Naviculaceae
Source: the annotation of a GenBank genome assembly